AUGCUUGUUCUUCUUGUGCUGGCGAUGCUAGCCAGCGCAGACACCAUCUAUAACUAUCAUAACCGAACAGCCUAUAUACAGCAUAAUGACUCGCUGAUUUUGCUUCCCUUUAAUUCCAAGUUCAAAACUGGCCAGACAGUGACGGACCUUUGGAAACUCCCCGCUGACAAUUGCAAAGUGAUAUCGGUCUCCAACAAUCUAUACGCUUUCUACAAUACCAACACCUCCGAUUCGUCUGUUCUAACGGUAUCCCAGUUCAACAAGACAACUGAAGAAUGGAAAGACCUGGACUUCGAGUCGCCACUAGAGUACCUUUCGGGCAGCGCCUAUAUGGCGACGCCUGACUCUCCAAGCUCGGUUUAUGUGUAUGGAGGCUAUAACUCAUCAUCCGGCUCAAUUUCCGGACGACUAGUGCAAAUAGACCUCAACUCCCUGGAAAUAGCAGACACUCAGUCUUCACUGCAACCGACCAGUUUCUACGACUCCUCGUCGCUUCUGAUCAACCACAACACUCUUGUUCUGGUCGGAGGAAAAACAGGAAGCGGCUGGGUAAGCUUGAAACAGCUGGCGGUGUGGCAGUACGAGUCUUGGGGCUUCAAAAGCGUAUCGGUGGAUAAAUCAGACACCAUUAACUCCAGGGCCGGGGCGCUGUUACUGCCUGUAUUUUCGAGCAAUAUGAUCACCCAGGAGUAUCUCAGCAGCAACUACAGCGACUUCUCGGUCGAUUCUGUGCUGAUGGUGGGAGGGGGUCUCUCUUCUGGAUCGUACAGCUCGCCAAAUUUUGCUAGGUUGAACGUGGGGUCUUCUUGGUCAUGGACCUCGCUGGACACCACAGUGAGUCUCGCGAACUCAAAAACCAACAAUGCCAACAACAGCCAACUGAGCGUGAACAACAUAGUCGGCGCCGCUGUGAUCUACGACACGCUAGUCGUGGUAAAUGGAGACAGUGCCAAUUACAGCCUGACGCUGUAUAACACAACGAGUUUCGAGGUGCUCGAGUCGGUCGAUUAUUCAAGUCUGGCGAAAAAGACAUCGGGCAAGUCCAACAAGAGCCUGGUGAUCGCGCUGUCCGUGCUGAUCCCUGCCCUCGCAGCAACAAUCGUCGCCCUGGUGGCAGUCUGGCUCUACAAAAAAUACAAGUCACGUGAGGCAGAAAAGCAGAAGGAAAAAGACCUGAAGGAUAUCAUGGAAUUUUACCAGGCUGGAAACUCCUCGUCAACAACGUUUGCCUCGCAUGGAGCGGAGAAGGAGAACACGUACUUUGGGAACCACGUCAAGGUCAAUAAUUACGACGACGGCGAUAAUCUUUCCAUCAGCUCAUGGAAACGCAAAAGAUGGCAGCUGGAGUCUGAAAUGAUCAACCACGACCAGGACACAGACCCUGAGCCAGAGCCAACACCCGAGCCAGCAGAAAGAAGCCCCGUGUCGCCCCUCAAACGGUCGCUGUCCACAUUUUCGAACUCCCUGGGCCGCUCGCUCAGACGCAGCUUUUCGUACCAGUCCAGUAUCCGUACUUUCUUCACAGCAGAGACCACGCUAGACGAUUCCGGCCACAGUCCGAAGCUCACCAACAUUCCUGUUUUGCGGCCCACAGAGGCAUCCAACUCAACGCUCCAUCUGAUUCCCGAAGACUCCUCUCUCAACUCUUUCAAACUAAAGGCCGUAGCAGACUCGCACUCAAUGACCUCAAACUCGACCAUCUGCGAACAUAGCGAGAGCUCGGGCUCUCCGCCGGCGUCGCCGCCGCCAGCAGCGCGCACAACGUCGCUGGUAUUUCACAACAGAGCGCCCAUCAUGGCGAUGCCCGGCCGGUCUAAGGAUUCCCUGCCCCCUCCGGAGUCGGACCUGGAGAACUUGGACGUGCAAAUUCUGGUGAGCUCCAAACGACGUUCCAAACUCAGAGUCACCAACCCGGACCCAGACGGGCCGCGGAAACGCACAGCCAGCAACGAACACGACGAAGAACAGUAA
Messenger RNA from Ogataea parapolymorpha DL-1, 1971 nucleotides. RefSeq lists its product as uncharacterized. Bases 1 to 1971 code for a protein of 656 amino acids. The record is from RefSeq and is a predicted model, not a curated record. NCBI's taxonomy places the organism in Eukaryota, Fungi, Ascomycota, Pichiomycetes, Pichiales, Pichiaceae. The transcript has a single exon. Gene Ontology annotation, molecular function: protein binding.